CUCAAUUGGUAGAGCUCCUGGUUUCCAAUUUCUCUUUCAUUCGGAUCCGCCAUUGUUGGAUUUCAUACAUAUUGAUUAUGAAAGUCCCCCGGCCUUAUUAUGCGCCGGAGCCGCCGCUCCUCCACCGUCCGACGCCCGGCCACCGGAAAAAGGGCGCAUGCGUCCGGCCGUGGCUGUUGAUGGACGCCGGCGGGCAGGCGCAGGUGGUGGAGGCCGGGAAACAUGACGUCAUGCGCCGCACCGGAUUACCUGCCCGUGAUCUUCGAAUUCUCGACCCGGUCUUGUCGUACCCCUCCACCGUCCUCGGCCGCGAGCGCGCCAUUGUCGUCAAUUUGGAGCACAUCAAGGCCAUAAUUACCGCGCAGGAAGUGCUGUUCCAGAAUUCUCGAGAUCCUCUCGUCACGCCGUUUGUGAAGAAGCUUCAGGAAAUCAUUCUUCGCCAGGGUUUCAAGUCCCCUCAGAAGGAAGAAGGUGAAGGAGAUGACACUAACAAUGGAUCAUCUUCGAAUCUGUACAAUUCGGAUCAGCAGCCGUAUCCGAAUAGUCCUGCUGCCGAGCAAGACAAUAGCAACAAAAAUACGGAUACGGACACAGAGCAACAAGGUGUGCAAAAUGCUCGUGGUUUGAAGCUUCUUCCAUUCGAAUUUGUUGCGCUUGAGGCGUGCCUCGAGGCAGCUUGCAGCAGCUUGGACAAUGAAGCGAGGAGAUUAGAGCAAGAAGCGCAUCCGGCAUUGGAUAAGCUAACUUCAAAGAUCAGCACACUCAAUUUAGAACGCGUACGUCAACUCAAGAGUCGAUUAGUUACCAUCACUGGCCGCGUGCAGAAGGUACGAGACGAGCUAGAGCAUUUGCUCGAUGAUGACGAAGAUAUGGCGGAGAUGUAUUUGACAGAAAAGCUAGAGCAGCAGCACGAGGAAGAUAACUCGUCUGUUUCUUCUGUAAGUGAGCUCGAUGACUUGCCCGGAGAAGUGGUUCAACCCGAAGAAGAGAACAACAUGGAUUCAGCUGAGAACAUAAUGAAGGGUGAAGACAAUUCUAUGCUUUCUCAGAUUAUUGGUGAACCUAAUGCUAUAAGAAGAGAUAGUUGUCGAACUGCUACGAGUGUUCAUAGCGCCAACGCAAAGCGCCUCGAUGUUGUGGAACUAGAAAUGAUCUUGGAAGCGUACUUUGUGCAGAUCGAUGGAACAUUGAAUAAACUAUCCACGCUGAGGGAGUAUGUGGACGACACUGAGGAUUACAUCAACAUAAUGUUGGACGACAAGCAGAACCAUCUUCUGCAAAUGGGAGUCAUGUUGACGACGGCCACCCUUGUAGUGAGCGCUUUCGUGGCCUUAACGGGAGUUUUUGGCAUGAACAUCCAUAUUGAUCUUUUCAGCGACGAUCCAAAAGAUCAACCGAUGCACAUGCGCCAAUUCCUUUGGACUACGGGCGGAGGUACCAUUGGCUGUGUUAUCAUGUAUAUAGCUGCGAUCGCUUGGUAUAAACAUAAAAAGCUACUGCAAUAAACGAGUCGUCGAAUUGGUGUUUUGGUUUCUCUUAGAGAGGAAAGAAGAAUAGAAUUUGCUUGAAUCGAAGAACAAUAGAUACAGUAACUUGCUAUUCGCCGAAAAUCUAUG
This is a messenger RNA of Andrographis paniculata, 1616 nucleotides long. Its product is annotated as magnesium transporter MRS2-3-like. NCBI's taxonomy places the organism in Eukaryota, Viridiplantae, Streptophyta, Magnoliopsida, Lamiales, Acanthaceae. Gene Ontology annotation, biological process: magnesium ion transport. The transcript has 6 exons. The record is from RefSeq and is a predicted model, not a curated record. Gene Ontology annotation, molecular function: magnesium ion transmembrane transporter activity. The coding region runs from base 78 to 1505 and encodes 475 amino acids.